GGGGCCCUUAUAUUUCUGGUUACAUCAUGGAAUCAUUGGUUGGAUACUUGUUGGUCUCGCAAUCUGUAACUUACAAUCUGAUUUUAUUAAUAUUCACCAAUAUCCUUAAAAAAAACUUUUUUACAAGCUAAGAAGUGUGAAUGUAGAUUUUAAAAUUUAUAAAUUAAGAAACUGAAAGGUGAAAAUGAUGAGUCCUUUGCAGAUAAUUGUGCAAACAGGAAAAAUUGUUCCAAGAUUUCUUACGAUUGUUCCAAGUGGAGUAAAGACAUGCUUGAGUCGAAGUAAAUAUUACUAUGUAAGGGAGGAAAAAGAUCAAAACUGGGCAGAUAUUAUGGAAGCUGCAAGUACACAUAUGUUUGUUCUUGAACUUGUUCGAGGAUUUGGAAUUAUUUUGUCUCAGGUAUUUCGAGAACCAGCGACGAUAAAUUAUCCUUUCGAAAAAGGACCUUUGAGUCCUAGAUUUAGGGGAGAACAUGCACUUAGGAGGUAUCCUUCUGGAGAAGAAAGAUGUAUAGCUUGUAAAUUAUGUGAAGCGAUAUGUCCAGCACAAGCUAUAACAAUUGAGGCGGAAGAAAGGGCAGAUGGAUCUCGAAGGACUACAAGAUAUGACAUUGAUAUGUCUAAAUGUAUCUAUUGUGGUUUUUGCCAGGAAGCUUGUCCAGUAGAUGCUAUUGUUGAGGGUCCUAACUUUGAAUUCUCAACUGAAACUCAUGAGGAAAUGCUGUAUAACAAGGAAAAACUUUUAAAUAAUGGAGAUAAGUGGGAAUCUGAAAUUGCUAGUAAUAUUCAUGCUGAUCAUUUGUAUCGUUAAAUAUUGCGAUACAAGUAGUCGUAAUAUUUGAGUAAAAAGGCGUGGAAUUGAAGAAAUCUUUUCUCGCUACCAAAUAUGUGUGAUAUAUGAAAUGUUUAAAUAGAUCGAAUAAAAGAAUAUAUAAUCAAA
Monomorium pharaonis (pharaoh ant) is the source of this 940-nucleotide messenger RNA. It is a transcript of the gene ND-23, whose product is annotated as NADH-ubiquinone oxidoreductase subunit 8. Gene Ontology annotation, molecular function: 4 iron, 4 sulfur cluster binding; NADH dehydrogenase activity. Gene Ontology annotation, cellular component: membrane. Bases 185 to 811 code for a protein of 208 amino acids. NCBI's taxonomy places the organism in Eukaryota, Metazoa, Arthropoda, Insecta, Hymenoptera, Formicidae. The transcript is spliced from 4 exons. The record is from RefSeq and is a predicted model, not a curated record. Gene Ontology annotation, biological process: mitochondrial respiratory chain complex I assembly; mitochondrial electron transport, NADH to ubiquinone.